GAGCAAUGUCUUUCUACCGCAGUCCCGCCAAUUCGAACGAUGACAAUAGCUCCUAUUCGGAUCCGAUGAAUUCCGCACCGGCUCUUAGAGGUUCAGUCCAGCUGCAGGCGGCGUCACAUUGGUCCCAACACGUUCGUCCCGCAACCCCUGGUGCUAAUGGGCUUCAACCUCAUCCGGCUUCCGCCAGAACCGGAUCGGUGUCCCCCAUUUGGCCUACCAAUCAAGCUGGUGCCGAUGGGUACUAUCAUGUUUCGACACCGAUGGCUGGAGAUGGCGGAUCUUCCGGUCGCCCUUGGGCCCUCAAUCAGGAGCGUUUGCGAUUCCACGAUCACCAUCCCGGAUUGGCUGCCCCGCGAUGGCAAUCUGAUCAAGAUCAACAGGGCCCGGCCCACGCACGAGAGCCUUCAUCCUACCCCUUUGGGCGUUCCCCUGCGGUUCGCCAGCAUUCGCAUUCGCCAGAGGAUUACGAUGAACCCCUCCCCACUCUAAUCAUUCCUUCACCGGCUCGACAACCGACGCCACUCCCGGGCAUGUUUGAGUGCGACAUCAGCUUUCUCAUGUAUUGUGCUCGGAAGAAUAAGCAGAAGAAGACGGUUUGGUCAGGAGUCAGAUCCAAAGUCAAAAUUUCAAUCUCGUUCAACUGCCACACGAUUGACUUACCUCGCUUCAAAGAAUUGGUCACAUUAGCGUGCGGCAAACGUCACCCGAAUGCGCCCCCCUUGAUCGAACAUGGUACGAACUCCUCGCCACCAACGAUGCUCUGGGUGGCCUACAUGGCCCGUAACCCAAAAUGGCUGAAGACCGGAUCGCAGUCAGUGGCUACCGGCCCUAUGUUUGCCGAUUGGAUGCAAGACAUUAUCCAGGGCGGUGUGAAGAAGGGAGGGCUCCACCUCAAAAUGGACAACCCGAGCGACAACAAAUCCCUUGCGGCCGACAAUGAUUUGAUGGCGCAAACCGUCCGUCGUCAUGCGGCUCAAACGGCGACCCUAAUGGCCGUGUUGGAUAAGCACCCUUCAACCUCUGCUGACGGCCCUCCUGGCGCUCCGCUCUCACAAACCCUGCCCCUUGGGCAGACACCGUUUGAUCUCGAUGAUGACGCGGAAGACUCCUGUGAUGAUAGUUUUGAUGCGCGAAAAAUCAUUGAGGAGGAGAUCUUUAGGAAAUAUAGUGGAAACAUCGGUGUGGACCCAAGCCAUUCGGUCUACCCGCAUCCAACCGAUGUCAAUCGGUAUGUUAUCCUCACAGCCGGGAAUGUGGCCUCCUGGGCUAGAGCAAUUACUCGCAAGUCCACGCAUGUCGACCCAAACGAGCAUCCCGUUACUCCUCACGUGCCUCCGUUGGCCGCUAGUGCCAACCAACCGGAUGCCUCACCUCCUACGGGUCAGAUCGUGACCCCGGAGUUGGUGGCAUCCAUUGUGGACAUAUGCACCGAGACCAUCUCGAAGAAACGGGCACGGUCCCCGGAAAGCUCGAGUUUGCCCGUAGGGGUGGCCGGGUCCGAAGAAAGCCUGCUUGAUUAUGUCAAAUUUGCCGGUGUCGCAAACGCGGAAGAAACCAUGCGUGUGCUCGAGCGGAACGAAGUCGAUAGCUACACAAUGUUUGCCGACGGAUUCUUCACCCCCGAGCAAUUGCAACAGUUAGGCCUCACCGUGGGGACCCUGGCUAAGCUCUGUCGAAAUGUGGGUCGAUACGAACGCAGCCGUGCUAACGCGAGGGAAAUACAAUGA
Molecule: messenger RNA, 1727 nt
Organism: Puccinia graminis f. sp. tritici CRL 75-36-700-3
Lineage: Eukaryota; Fungi; Basidiomycota; Pucciniomycetes; Pucciniales; Pucciniaceae
Exons: 3
Coding region: 6-1727 (573 amino acids)
Source: RefSeq, a predicted model, not a curated record